AAGAGAGGGGCUAUAAAAAAAGAAAACAAGAAAGAAACAGGCUGCAGCUCUGCGAACAAAGUCCGCGGCCGCGACUGACACGGCUUCAAGUCACCAUCGCUUCUCUCGGGUUUUUCUAAGACUUGAAAAGUUUAACCUGUGUGUCUUUUGACGGGGAAGGUUCAUGCUGGUGUGUUUGGCUUGCUGUGGUGACAGUUUGCAGCCCCUGUCAGUGUUGGCACACGGACGCGCACAUCUGUAAUAACAGACGCGCAGUCCCGGACAGAAGCCCGGAGGAGGACUGCGCGCGUUUCGGUGUGUCACCAUGCCUGUGCGACAGAAAGAUGCUCAGCGGGCUUUGGAGCUGCUGCAGCAGUACCGAGCCAAACUGGACCAGAGACAGCAGAACCAGAACCGGACCAAACAGGGUGCCAUAGAGGAGGACCGGCAGCUUCAGCAGUCUCUGGACAGGGUCAUCAGUGUCUUCCAGAGUCAACUCUUUACUGCUCUUCUUGAUAUCCAGGAGUACUAUGAGUUGACCCUCCUUGCAGACAGCAAGUGCUCUGAAAAACAGGCCAGGGAACCUGGUAAAGGACCAUCCUCCUCUAGCCUGUCAGCAGAAGCAGUGUCUCAGCCACAGCCGUCCACAGAUCCUGUGGGCCCCCAACCUUCAGAUGGACUACCGCACAAACCACUGGCUCCCAAACCCAGGUCAAUCAAGUACCCUGCCCCUGCACCUCCGGUCUCAUCAGGAAGUCCUGCGACAAAUGUAUCCUCCUCUACAAUACCAUCCAGUACACCUGAGGUUCAGCCAGGCAAGGUUAAAUACCGUGCUCCUCUUCCUCCUGUCCAGCUUGGAGGCUCCACAUCUCUGUCACCAAACACUUCUAAACCCUCUUCUCCUUCUGCUGCCGCUUCACCGGGUGCUGCAGUGAAUAGCAUAAAAUCACCGUCGGGCUCCAUGAAAGCAUCUCCUGGAGUAUUCCUUAAUGGAACGAAGACAAAUCUUACUCCCACAAGUCCUUCAGAGAGCUCAACAACUCCACAAACCCUCCUUGUGUCACCUGACCGCAACCUGGUGACAGUCUCAGCCCUUGUCUCCAGCACCAUCCAAGGCUUUGUCCCUCCCACCACUCCAGAGAAACUUACUCCAACCAGCUCCACUCCAAGCACAGGCCUUGCUGUCAGCAGCAGCACUGACGCUGCCACGGUCUCUGCAGCUCCUACAAUCAGUAAAGACCCAGGAUCAGAUGGACUCACUUCCAGCCCGAGUCUCAUCAGUCCCAGUCAGGGAAAAUUUUCCUUCAAUAUCCGAAGCCCCACAAGUCCCACAAGUCCCACAGGACAGCUCACUAAAGGCGCCCAGCUAAGUCCAACCAGCCCUGGGCACUCAAAAGUCACCUCCACUAGUCCCAGCUAUGGCCCAGUCGGCCUAAGGCCAUCGACAAGCCCACUGACCCCCAACAAGAAGUAUCGGUAUCAAGAAGAGGAAGGGGCGUCACCGGGCGCCCCGAAACUCCAUCAGCACCCUUGCCAUCAACACCCGAUGGGAAUAACCAGAGAGCUGAGGGAUGGAGGGUCACUGGGGAGGGAUGGAGGGACUUUGGGGAGAGAUGGAGGGACACUGGGGAGGGAUGGAGGGACCUGGAGCAGAGAUGGUGGGACACUGGGGAGGGAGGGAGGGACCUGGAGCAGAGAUGGUGGGACACUGGGGAGGGAGGGAGGGACCUGGAGACGAGAUGGAGGAGGCUCAGGGACGAUGGAGCGGUUAAGAGUACGGUCGCUGGGGCGAGAUGGAUCUCUCGGGCGACACUGUGACCUGCGUGGGGCAGAGCUGGUUCAGGUGGCGGAGCGGCAGCUGUCUCAGAUUCAACACGUUCACGGAUAUGUCACUCACACCCACAUCACGCCUGCUCAGGUAGAAUCACCUGAUGUUCCCUAUGAUGACGAGGCGUGGCCUCAUCCAGAGGGCGAGAGGUUGAACGAAGUCCCAGCCCCACCUUUCUCUUCCCUCUAUUCUCAAAGCCACUCAUAUUACCAGGCCAACCCCCCUCCAGUGGUGGUCAACGCCGACAGCGUCGACACCCCCCCAUAUGUCAAUGGAACAGAAGCAGACUAUGAGUAUGAGGAAAUCACGCUGGAGCGGGGCAACUCAGGCCUGGGUUUCAGCAUCGCUGGAGGAACUGAUAACCCCCACAUUGGAGAAGACCCAUCAAUCUUCAUCACCAAAAUCAUACCAGGAGGAGCUGCUGCUCAGAAUGGACGACUCAGGGUGAACGACUGUAUAGUGCGAGUGAAUGAGACAGACGUCAGGGAGGUGACCCACAGCGGGGCUGUGGAGGCCCUGAAGGAGGCAGGUGGUCUGGUCCGGCUGUGUAUACGACGCAGAAGGAGCCUGACAGAAAGAAUCAUGGAUAUCAAAUUAGUCAAAGGACCCAAAGGUUUAGGAUUCAGUAUAGCAGGUGGAGUUGGAAACCAACACGUCCCAGGUGACAACAGCAUCUAUGUGACUAAAAUCAUCGAAGGAGGGGCAGCACACAAAGACGGACGGCUGCAAAUAGGAGACAAACUUGUUGCUGUAAAUGGCUCCUGUUUGGAAGAGGUAACUCACGAAGAGGCCGUGGCAGCCCUGAAGUCGACCCCUGAUGUUGUGUACCUCCGUGUGGCCAAACACACCUCUCUUUUUAUCAACGACAACUUCCCUCCGCCGGAUGUCACAAAUUCAUACUCUCCACACCAGGACAAUCACAUAAGUCCUUACAUGAGUGGUGGCAGUCAGUCUGUAAGCCCCGCCCCUCUGACCACGCCCAGAUACUCCCCACUGCCCAGACCAAUGACUGGAGACGAGGAUGUCCCCAGAGAACCUAGACGGGUGGUGCUGCAAAGGGGCUCUACAGGUCUGGGAUUUAAUAUCGUCGGAGGAGAGGAUGGAGAGGGAAUCUUUAUUUCCUUCAUUCUUGCUGGUGGUCCAGCUGAUCUCUGUGGUGAACUUCGUAAGGGAGAUCGAAUCCUGUCGGUCAAUGGGGUGGACCUGUCCAGCGCAACACAUGAGCAGGCAGCCGCAGCUCUGAAGAACGCAGGACAGAACGUCACCAUAGUAGCACAGUACAGACCUGAGGAGUACAGUCGUUUCGAAGCGAAGAUCCAUGACCUGAGGGAACAGAUGAUGACCAGCAGCGUCAGUUCCAGUUCCACAUCGCUCCGCUCCACACAGAAACGCACACUUUACGUCAGGGCAUUGUUCGACUAUGAUGGAAGCGCAGCAGAUCUGAGCGCACCAAAUCAGGCCCUGCAGUUUAACUUUGGCGAUAUCCUCCACGUGAGCAGCGUUGGUGAAGAGGAGUGGUGGUCUGCCCGCCACCUCAGCCCCCCACCCCCUAACUGCCCUGAAGUCGGAGUCAUUCCCAGCCGCCGGAGGGCAGAGAAGAAGGAGAGGUCGAGACUAAAGACGGUCAGAACCUCACGGUCUCAGGACAGAUCGGAUCAGGAUGAUAAAGAGCUGGUAACCUCUGGCACCAGCGAUAGUGAGAGUAGUUCCUCUGGCCAGGAGGAAGCCUUCCUUACCUACCAGCCUGUUAUGCAACAGGAAGUUAAUUACACACGGCCAGUCAUCGUACUCGGACCAAUGAAGGAUCGGGUCAACGACGAUCUCAUCUCCGAGUUCCCCGACAAGUUUGGCUCCUGCGUCCCACACACCACACGGCCACGGCGGGACUAUGAGGUGGACGGUAGAGAUUACCACUUCAUGUCCUCCAGAGAGCUCAUGGAGCGGGAGAUACAGGAACACAAGUUCAUUGAGGCCGGACAGUACAACAAUCAUCUGUAUGGAACGAGCAUACAGUCCGUCAGAGAGGUUGCUGACAAGGGUAAACACUGCAUAUUGGAUGUAUCAGGGAAUGCGAUAAAGCGUCUCCAGAUGGCAGGCCUCCAUCCCAUCGCUAUCCUCAUCAGACCACGCAAUGUUGACAACAUUCUAGAGAUGAAUAAGCGUUUCACCGAGGAGCAGGCAAGGAAGACCUUUGACAGAGCUGUCAAACUGGAGCAGGAGUUCACAGAGUACUUCACCGGUAUCGUUCAGGGCUCAACUCUGGAAGAAGUUUACGCACAGGUGAAGCAGAUCAUCGAGGAGCAAUCUGGUCCAUACAUCUGGGUUCCCACGAAGGAGCGACUCUGAAUAAACAAUACACAUAUAGCAUAUUUACACACACAUUGCUCUCUCUACACUUGUCUAAUUUUCUGUUAUCGGCCUGCUUCCGCUCUCUCUCUCUUUCUCUUUCUCUUUCUUUCUCGUUCUCCCUCUACUUCUCUUGUACGCACACAUCUCUACACAUGUGCAUAUUUACACAAGCACACAAAGCGGGGCGAGGCUGGGACUAUCUGGGACUGCUGCUCCCUGAAGCGGGAGAAGCUCAUGUCUGUCCAGCAGCCUGUUGGUGGAUCGUCAUACAGCUCAGUUCCUUAAUGUUUAAGGAGGUGGUUUCAAAUCAAGGCGACAUGUACCAUUAUCUGAUUUAGUUCAUUAUUGUUCUUCUUAUUGUUGUUGUCGUUGUUGUUUUCAUAUUAACGAAGGGUAAUGCAUUCAUGUAUGGGUUUGUAAUGAUAAUAUUGUCACCAAGAGGCAGACUUUUGCACGCUGUAGCUUUAAGAGCAUGUUUUUGGGACAAAAUCUUGAUCUCCUGAUUCCCUGUCUGUCUCUGCUCACGGCAUCAUGCACAUUUAGAGUUUGUCUUUCUUGUCUUUCUCCACAGUUUUCUCAUCUCCUUCAUCAACUCAUUCCCUCAUUUCCUCCUUUUCUCUUUCAGCUGAUUUUAGAUGUGAGGUGAAAGUAACGUAUGGUCCCCAGCUUUUUGGCAUGAAGGCAAAAUCAAACUUUACUGGUUAGACAUCUAGCAAGAACAAAAAUAAUUAUUGAUUUAGAUUUUUUUUUUUUUUUUUGUGAUUGAGGCAUUGCUAAAUGGUUGAAAAGUAUAAACGGAAAAAAAUAAUUAGAUUAUAUUUAGCUAAGUAAAGUAAAAUGUAUUCCAUCACUGUUUUGUUACUGAAUGAUUAAAAAAUGAGUAUACAGCCUCUUAAUGGUGGUGGUGGAGUAUCCAAGGCUCUGGGCCUUUAUUUAUCAAACCUCUGAGAAUCAUGUUAAAAAAAUCUACUCUUAUGAGUUGAGACCAAAACUCAUAGAUCUUCCCCAGUUUUAGGCAAGUGAUGUGAGCAAAACCUUUAAUACUCUUUCAAAACAAUCUUUAUAAUUUCACAUGUGGCUCCCAAGUAGAAACAACCAAUCUGAGAGUAGAAUCUGGGCUCAUCCUCACCUGCUCCAUUGGGUGUCUGUCAGAAGCCUUAUAUCCCUUAAACUGAAAUAAUCCAAGUAUCUGUAUACAGCAAGAAAACUGGAUGGAAUAAAAGAAAAUUAGGCUCAAGCUACAAUGAUGAACAAUUAGUAUUCAUAAAAGGAAAGUUGGGUAAUGACCGGAAUCUAAUGAAGUAUUCAUGCGGCAGAGUUGUAUGGGACGGGAUCACAAAUGCAGUCAGAACACACUUUUCUUCUUGUCAUGUGCAUUUCUACCUUUAAGUAGAUAGAUGAGUGCUGAGGUCAAGAAUGGGACUGUAAACUGAAUCAUCUCGAGAAUCCUGUUUUCACGUGUAACAUUCAAGAUGCAGGUGUUCCUCUAAGAUACUCAAAUCAUCUGAGAUUCAUUUUCCAAGUAGCUUUAAUUCGUGAGCAUAAUGAAAAGUGAGAGAUUUUGGCUUCUGUCUUUCACAUAGGUUCUAAAUUUUACUCAAUCGUGAAAUUUUCCAAUAAGUACUUUUGAUUGUUGUCUCCGAGUUUUCGUUCCCAUAAGGGAUUUUUUUUUCUUGCCUUUCUAUCCACUGCCUCUCCCUCCUCUCUAUCUCGUAGCUUCAUUGCUCUCCUCCUCCUCUUCCUUCCACAUCACUGAGACAUAGUUAAGCGCUCCACAUUUAACAGUGUAUCAUCAUCUUCAUCAUCGCUAUCAUGAUCAUAAUCAUCAGCAUCAUCAUUACAGCUUUCCUUCUUACUGUAGUUGCACUAAUGAGGGCUGGUUUCUUAAAAGCAUCUUUGUGCGACAGGGCUGAUACCGUUCCAGUGUUUUAAAACUUUUUUUUUUUUUUUUUUGGGUGGGUCUUUUCUUUCGGUGCAUGGUGAUAUGAUGCACUCACUUUUAUUGCAGUGAUCAAUAUGCUGGUUUAAAGGAACAACGUUCUUGGACAAUAUUACUGUAUGCCACUGCUCAUUUUGAAGUGAAACCUGCUAGCAACAUGAACUAAUCCGCUGCAUUAGCAUUUUUGCCAACAUGUUUUUGUUUUUGUUUUGUUUUUUUCUUCCAUGCUGAGCUUUCUGUUUGAGAGUUCGGUUUCAGCUCAUGUAAAUGACUACUAUAACGGUCCCCAUGUAUGGCCUCAGCACUCGGUAUGUUUAUGCAUGUAACACCUAUGCUUAUUUCCUUUGUUGAUAUUAUCCAGAUAUGGGUUGCAUUUUCAAUAUGAUCACACAAAUGUCUACUCUCUUUGCUGAAAGGUGCAGUGAGACUACUGAAACAGGGCUCUAGUCCAACAUUUGUUCAGACUAAACAAUAUGAUCAUUGGUAUUCAUGGGCCAGCAGGUUUUGGCCACAAACAUUUGAUGCUGUCAAUUUCCAAAAUGGAAGGGUGUUUUUUUUUUUUUUUUUGGUUCAUUUAACAUCACCUUACACCAUCCCAUUGAUGAAACAGUGGGUCAGAGUUUUCCCUGAAUAACAAGAACUGACAGGGCCAUCAGUUAAUGUCAACAUGACUUUGUUUACAUCAUCUAAAUCACCUUCAAUUCAAAUCAUGUUGUGUAUGUCGACUCUCGAUCAGCUUUGCCAGAACUUCAUCAUUCAGGGUUGAAAGUAGACAUCUGUGAGGACCAUCUGCUGAGUAAAAGUGGAAAUCUAAUGCUUGAUAUUUGUGCAAAAAAAACUCAGUGUGACCAGUUGACACAAGAACUCGGAUGAGUGCUGAGGUCAAGAAUUGGACUGUAAACUGAAUCAUCACGAGAAUCCCGUUUUUACGUGUAACAUUCAAGAUGCUUUUGGUAACACAGCCCCUUGUAUGGACCUUGUCAGCCACUGACUACCCAUCUUCACCCUCAGCCCCCCUGAGGCUACUUCUCCAAGCUGACUGGAGACCAGAGACAUACAGAAAGACUGUUCUGUCAUGAGAGUAGCGCUUAGAUCCAAAUGAUGCACCGUUUUUACCACAUGUGUGAUUAAAGCUUUAAUGUUUCCUCGCAGAAUGUCCAGCUUAACUAAACUUCUCUCCAUCUGUUAUCCUCACUGAUUGAAGUAGAUGAGUGGUGUUUAUCAGAUGACAGAAUCUGACUCUCUAUAUGACUCUGGCUGUGUUUUUGUGCCGGGGGACCAUGCCACUGUCUGUUAGAGUAAAGCACCGAUGCAAAGAAUCUAUUACAGAUAUGGAUCUAUAUCUAACAUAUUAACAUAUUAUAAUAUUUAUCCCUGCUCUAACUGCCUAUUUUGGUACAAAAUAAAUAAAAGUCUUUAAUGAAGUCUUUA
This is a messenger RNA of Salarias fasciatus (jewelled blenny), 7526 nucleotides long. RefSeq names its product discs large homolog 1-like protein. The record is from RefSeq and is a predicted model, not a curated record. The transcript is spliced from 26 exons. Gene Ontology annotation, molecular function: protein kinase binding; ionotropic glutamate receptor binding. Lineage: Eukaryota; Metazoa; Chordata; Actinopteri; Blenniiformes; Blenniidae. Gene Ontology annotation, biological process: establishment or maintenance of epithelial cell apical/basal polarity; chemical synaptic transmission; receptor localization to synapse. Bases 305 to 4153 code for a protein of 1282 amino acids. Gene Ontology annotation, cellular component: neuron projection; postsynaptic density membrane; basolateral plasma membrane.